This is a messenger RNA of Scomber japonicus (chub mackerel), 879 nucleotides long. Its product is annotated as immunoglobulin kappa light chain-like. The record is from RefSeq and is a predicted model, not a curated record. The transcript has 6 exons. The coding region runs from base 1 to 879 and encodes 292 amino acids. Lineage: Eukaryota; Metazoa; Chordata; Actinopteri; Scombriformes; Scombridae.
AUGCUUUUCCUCCCAGCUGCUGUUCUGUGCUGUCUGUGUUCAGCGCUGGUUGCCAUGGCAGCACAGCUGAUUCAGGAUGAUUUAACAUUGACCAGGACAGCUGGUGAAAAUGUUUCCUUCAGCUGUCGAGGAACUGACCAGUGUGUCAAUAGUUUAUGGUGGUUCCAGAAGAAAGACACAGAAACAUUCAAACUGAUUCUUGUUAUGAACACGGAUAGUGGUGAAUUAGUUAAAGGUUACAAUCACCCUCAGGAAGAUGAUUUCUCAGCUGUAAAUAAAACGAACGGUUGGGAGUUGCAGAUCCAGACAGUUAAACUCUCACAUUCAGCCACCUACUACUGUAACUGUCAGAAAAAAGGUUACGAGCUCUUUGGCCGUGGCACUAAACUGUUUGUAGAUGAGCAGGUGGUGAAGCCCGUGGUGAGCGUGUACCCAGCAGCAUCCAGAGCCCACCUGGAGGGGAAGAGCUCCCUGCUGUGUCUGGCCUCAGCCAUGUCUCCUCCUCUGGUCCAGUUCUCCUGGAAAAGAAAGAAGAAGAACGGUCAGCUGGAGAAUCUGACCCCUGCUGACUUUGAGCACCUGGAGCUCAGAGAGCCGGGACGCAGCGCCUCCAUCCUGCUGCUCCAUCAGCAAGAGAACAGCACAUAUAAAUACCGCUGCUACGUCAAGCACGAGGGGGGCACAGUGGAGGCCCAAACAGAACAAGAGGUUCCAGCUGCAGCAGCCUCCUGUCCUCCAGAGAGAGAGCCAGCAGACCUGCCAGCUCUGCAGCAAACUGACUUGCUGAUAGUGAAGAGUCUGGUGUACUGCUGUGGACUCUCUCUGCUGAUGAUCCUCAGAAACAAGGGACCGUCCACCAACUGCACACAUGCUGACUGA